CAAAAUUGAAGUGAGCAUUAUUUCUGUAAAAAUUAACCAGCAGUUCGCGAGUGGCUCGUCAUUUUUAGACAGACAAUGGUUAUCAUUAAAUUAUAAAAUCUAAAUAAACUAAAUAAAUUGGUAGUUUUUGUGAUAUGAAAACUUCACCGCGUCUGCUUGAGAUUUUAGUGUCCGCCAGACAAUUAUUUAGCAUGGAACCAGUCAGACAAUUAUUUAACGUCCUUCAAGUUAUUUUUCGGCGCAUAUAUAUUUACAUAAAAGACUUUAUUGUAAACGAAUUCAUACCCUUGAUCGUGGAUUUGAAUAAUUUCGAAGUACGGGAAGAAAAAAUUAGGUAUUUAACAUUGUCCAAGCAACUGUUCGCCGACUUAGCAGCUUUCUUUAUUAUUUUCGCUCUCUUUGCAACAUUUCUGUACUUUUCAACGCAAUGUGCAUCUGAAAAUCACCACUGUGCCCCUGAAAUUGAUCCUCAAUCCGAAAAUCCACCGGUAGUUGACCUGACGGAAGAAGAAAACGAUCGGGACUCGGUCUUUGAACUCCCGACGCUAAACCACCCCCGGGGUGACGCAUCAACGGGCCCAGAGAAAAUAUUCCCUCGAAGAAAGCACCAAAUAUUGAGAAAAUCGAGGCCUUACUGCAUUUCUACCGACAACGAGUCUUCUAGAUCGACAAUCAGCGCAAAAACGACCCAGUCGCAGCACUCGCAGCCGGUUGUAAUUCACCCAGACAUCAGGAGUCUAAACCCCGACAGGUUCAACAGCUGGAUCGUUCGCAGGACGAGGAGCGGUCAGAUUUACGGAAAAUAUCCGAUUUAAUUUGACAAAAAAAUCAAAUCAAAAUUGAUUGUUACAAUGAAGAGAAAUUUUGAAUGACUUUUUAGCGAAAAUUGGUAUCAAUGACCUCUUGGUACAUCCGCUAAAUGAUAAUUUAUAAUUCAAUGACACUUAAAAAUAAUGAUAAUGGUAAUUUAAAUAAUUUAUUAGUACGUAAAUGCAACGUAAGAAGAGUUAAACAUAAAAAUUAGAUAAGAUACUGGAGUUCAUGCUCCCGAUUUGUCAAUUAUUCUUUGCGUGAAUAAUGAAUCGCAUCAUGAAGUAGCCUCGAGGCUAUCAAAGACUUUAAUUAAUGCAUUUGCGUACUAAUUUAUUAUUUAUUAUUCAACUCAUUAUUAUUAUUGUUUAUUAUUGUUAUUU
Molecule: messenger RNA, 1193 nt
Organism: Cotesia glomerata
Lineage: Eukaryota; Metazoa; Arthropoda; Insecta; Hymenoptera; Braconidae
Exons: 3
Coding region: 135-815 (226 amino acids)
Source: RefSeq, a predicted model, not a curated record